CCUAUCUCGUGAGUUGGCUCCUCUCCUUGCCCUAUAUAAACAGAUCAUACUAUGCAAACCAUGCAUAAAUGUGAAAGUAUCAUAAAGUGUUUAAUUAAACAUGGUUCGGAUACUACUGAUCUACGUAGCCUUUUUCCUUUUCAUAAGCCUGGUCCACUCUGUAAGCCCUCCACCGUUUUCUAAGACACUGGCUCCCACACCAUCUCCGUCCAUUGGCAGUAGAAUUGGGGGCGGAGGAGGAGGAGAGGGUGGUGGCGGUGGCAGCAGUGCCGGUCCGGGUAGUGCAGGUUCAGGGUUUGGUUCAGGGAGUGGGUAUGGCCGUGGAAGUGGUGGCGGUGGAGGAGGCGGAGGGGGAGGUGGUGGAGGUGGCAGCGGUGGUGGUAGUGGUUCUGGCUUUGGAGGUGGAACUGGCUUUGGAGGUGGUGGUGUUGGCGGUACUGGAGGAUUUGAUGGCUCUGGAGGUGUAGGCAUGCCUGGGAAAUUAGACAGGAAGAGUUCCCCAGGCUACCAUUAAUUUAGAGCAAUUAAUAUACAUAAGCUGUGUGUGUUUGCUCCUACAGUUCUACUUGAAAGUCUCCUGUUGUGUUGCUCUUUCUAGCUAGCUAGGCUUCUCCUACAACAGAGUGAAUAAACUAGUAAUCACUCUGUCACUUUUCUAAGUGAAGUGGUACUUCAUGUGUGUUUACUACGACUAUAUGUAUUGAAGUUUUAUUUGUUAAUUAAAGGGUUUGUAUGUUAACAAUCAUUUG
Messenger RNA from Prunus mume (Japanese apricot), 749 nucleotides. The record is from RefSeq and is a predicted model, not a curated record. Lineage: Eukaryota; Viridiplantae; Streptophyta; Magnoliopsida; Rosales; Rosaceae.